Molecule: messenger RNA, 165 nt
Organism: Alternaria burnsii
Lineage: Eukaryota; Fungi; Ascomycota; Dothideomycetes; Pleosporales; Pleosporaceae
Exons: 2
Coding region: 1-165 (54 amino acids)
Source: RefSeq, a predicted model, not a curated record
AUGAUCAGCGGUCAUGAGACGACAGUACGCAAUCUUCAGGAGAAAAAGAAGAAGAAGAAGAAGAAGCGGGGUGGAAUCAAGGAAACUACAACCAGGAGCACUUGUAAGGAUACUCUCAAUCUAGCUUCGGAAGGACGAAGGACGAAGGACGAAGGGCGAAGUUGA